AUGACCGACAGUAAUUUAUGGCGCGACCGCAAUAAAGUGUUUGUAGCUGGCUUACCUCCACAAGUAGAUGAUGAUGCAUUGUACGAAAAAUUUAGGUCGUUUGGAGAAAUGCAUCAAUCGAAGGUCGUGUACGAUCAAAGGACUGGACGUUCAAAGGGGUUUGGUUUUGUCACUUUUUGUGAGUAUACGAAUGCUUUGGAUGCAGUGGAUCAAUUGGACCAGACGAAAUGGGACCAUAGGACGCUUAAUGUUCGCUUUUUGCAACCUAAAAAUGGACCGAGUGGUAGUGGAAAGGAUGGGUCUUGCUUACCUGCAAGUAUGGUGACAUUACGACCAAAUAAAGUCAUUGGUCCACGACCGGAAGGUUGCACUACUAUUUAUGUGGGAAAUCUGGCCUAUGAUAUUACUGAAGAAGUAUUGCGGAAAGUAUUUGACAAAUGUGGCAGUAUUCGUGCCGUUCGGUUUGCCGAACAUAUUCAGACAAAAGAGUUCCGAGGUUUUGGGUAUGUACAAUUUCAUGAAGAAGGACCAUGUGAAGCUGCAAUCAAGCUAGAUGGUAUGGUGGUAAUGGGCCGGCCUAUGAAUAUUGAUUACGGAUCUAGAGACGAAGGGUAUGCGGAAGCUCGAGAAGAGCUUCAGAAGAAGUUGAAAAAAGGCAUUUGCCACAAAUUCCAACAGGGCCAAUGUACUCGUGGCGAUACCUGCAAAUUUGCUCACGUGAUGCAAGAUCAAGAUGCAGAAGAGUUGGUGCAACCGGCAGAGCAACCAGUGGGUGGAAUUGCUAUUCCGGGGGCUUCCUUUGAAGCAACAGGAACAACAUCGACGACGGUUGCUGUUGGCGAGCAUACUCGGACAACGUCGGAUGCACCAACUUGCAUUAGUUUCCAGAAGGGGAAAUACAAACGUGGCGCCGCUUGCAAAUUCCAACAUUUGCAAGGUGUCGUAAUGGAAGCUGAAGUUAAAAUUGACAAGGAAGUCCCAGAGGAAGAGAAAACUGAUGCAGACGAAAGAGCUCCUGUAUGCCAAAACUAUCAAACAGGCAAAUGCAAACGCGGCCCGGCAUGUCGUUUCCGUCACGUUGCUUUACCAGUGGGAGGCUCUCAAGAGCUUAGAGAGGAAGGACGUAAGGCUCCGGUUCGUGUAGUGCUGCCAGUUACUGCAGUUGCUGAGGUGGCGGUGUGUAGGAAUUUUAAGAGGGGUGUAUGUGCGCGGGGUGCGUCUUGUCGUUUCGCACACGCUGGUUACGUGACGCAGGCAGCUCCAGUCACUGCAGUUGAGGAAGUGAGCGAGUACCAAAAGCGUUUCCAGAGUGUGUGCUACAACUGGCAGAGCAGCGGAUCGUGCGCACGUGGUGAUAAAUGCCCGUUCCAGCAUGAUGAAGGUCCCAGCAAGCAGACUGCAAAAGCGACGACAAAGUCGGACAACAAGAAGAAAAAGGAGAAGCAGAAAUCAGAAGAUGCUGAAAAGAAGGACGUGAAGAAGAGUACAAAAAAGAACAAGAAUGACAAGAAGCGUAAGGUGGCGGAAGAGCUGGAAAGCGAAGAUGUCUCGAAGAGAAAACACAAGAAGGACAAAAAGCACAAGAAGCGUAAGAGGAGCCAGGAUGCUGACACCAGCGACUAG
This is a messenger RNA of Peronospora belbahrii, 1623 nucleotides long. Lineage: Eukaryota; Oomycota; Peronosporomycetes; Peronosporales; Peronosporaceae. The record is from the annotation of a GenBank genome assembly.